AUGGGACAGUUCGAGCAGCCAGCAACAAGUUGCCCGCCACAGGUAUCCAUGGGAGCACGGGCGGCCCCACCCCUCGCCCCUCUUGAUCCUAUUAGUCUCGUCUUGGAAGUAAUCACACGAGACAGUCACUGGAGCACCCCCGAGAUUGAUCUGCCCGAAGGGCGCGGGGGCGAUCUGGCUGAAUUCGUCACUCCGAAUGAUUCCGGAGAGAGCACCGCCCGUGCAGAAGUUAAU
Molecule: messenger RNA, 234 nt
Organism: Iphiclides podalirius (scarce swallowtail)
Lineage: Eukaryota; Metazoa; Arthropoda; Insecta; Lepidoptera; Papilionidae
Source: the annotation of a GenBank genome assembly